This is a messenger RNA of Aspergillus ibericus CBS 121593, 1535 nucleotides long. Its product is annotated as DUF3431 domain-containing protein. The record is from RefSeq and is a predicted model, not a curated record. The transcript has 4 exons. The coding region runs from base 423 to 1349 and encodes 308 amino acids. Lineage: Eukaryota; Fungi; Ascomycota; Eurotiomycetes; Eurotiales; Aspergillaceae.
GGAUCGAGCGGAUGCCACUCUUGCUUCCAUCUCUCCCUCCAUUCUUUCUCUUCCAUGUCUCUCAUCGUCGUGGUGGCCUUUGCAUCCUCCCCGCAGAGACCUUGCCAAGGGAGUUCCCCCCACACGCUGCGGAAGCUGUCAGGAUUCUGGAAUUGUGCCAACUCGGAUCUCGCCAGUUUUCAUCAGGGAAAGCCUUCUCCAUCUGACUGAACCGGAUGUUAACUGCAUGCGCCUGCUGUGCUGUCUUACUAACCCUCCCAGCCAAGCCGACGCUGCAGGAUCCCAAACUCUAAUACAACCCAUCAUGCAAGGCUGAGCCCAUCUCGCGACCUCCCACUUUCAUCAUCCCCGGUCUCGAGGGCGACCCAACCAGGAACCAAUCCAGGGCAUUCCACCCCCUCCAUUACGAGGCGCGACUGGAGAUGAUCCAGUCACUGGGCCUGCCCAUGCGUUCGCGGGGGCUGUGUACAUGGUGCUCGGUCGUGCUGUGCUUCGGUCUACUGGGCCUGUUGUACAUGCGACUGCUCAAGGACGAUCUCACUCUAAUCCUUAAUCGAGUGGAGAAGCACCGGCCCAAUGCCCUGGUUCUGGCCAAAACCCGCUCGGAAGAUGUUUCCUGGGCAUACACCCUCAAGCCACAGUAUGUGUUCAUGACCCAUCCUAGGCCUCAACCAAGGAUAAGAAUAAGCACCGUGGCUCACUCGCUUGGUAGCUGGAAGCCCUUCAUCUACACCUCCGACCAGGAGCCCGGGUACUACGCCAUUCCGGCGAAUAAGGCCCGCGAGGGUAUGGCGUAUUUGACGCACAUCAUUGACUUCUACGACCGUCUUGCCGAUGUCACAGCGUUCAUGCACGCCUCCGCCACCCAGUGGCACAACGAUGUCGGCGACAUGGUGUCAGCGGCCCUGCUGCGACGACUCAGUCUGGAUGCCGUGAACCGUGCGGGAUAUGCGAACCUCCGCUGUCAGCACCGCCCAGGGUGUCCCGUGGCCGUGCGCCCUUUCGAUCCUGCCAUGGCUUCGAACCAUAAUGUGGUGUAUCGCAACUUCACUUCGAUCUACAUGGACCUGUUCGCCGUGCCCCGGGAUCAAGUUCCCACCGAGGUCGGCGGCGUCUGCUGCGGCCAAUUUGUGCUUACGAGGGACCGGAUCCGAGAACGGCCGCGAGAUGAUUAUGUGCGAAUGCGCGACUGGGCCCUGGCCACUGAGAUGGACACGUUCGCUGCGGGGUCGGUUUUCGAGAUGCUGUGGCAUAUUAUCUUUCUCGAGCAGCCUAUAUCAUGUCCGGAUGUCCAGCAGUGUUAUUGUGAGCUUUAUAAUUUAUGUCCUGAAAAUAAUGACCAUGCUUGAACAUUAAUAUUUUUCUCCACCCUGUCAGCUAUCCCCUUUGGCGUAAACUAAUCUUAAACCUCACUGCUGGCUGGUGGUGAAGCUGUGAGGGUGGCUCGCAUGCGCAUCUUGCUCCUCCGGUGAGCUUAUCACAGGCCCGCACGGCAUCAAAAUUGAUGCAAGUGCCCGAGUCCUCCAGCCUCGGCC